Messenger RNA from Thrips palmi, 1770 nucleotides. RefSeq lists its product as uncharacterized. The transcript is spliced from 3 exons. The record is from RefSeq and is a predicted model, not a curated record. Bases 748 to 1074 code for a protein of 108 amino acids. Lineage: Eukaryota; Metazoa; Arthropoda; Insecta; Thysanoptera; Thripidae.
UUAUAUGACAUUGUUUUAGCUCAACUGCGGUUGCAGUUAAACUUGAGAAGCUGUAUUUAGUUUGUAGUAGCAAUUCUGCAGAUUUUUAAGAAGUGUUUUAAAAACUGUUAUAGAAUUAUCCUUUAUUUCAGGUAUAUCUCUGUUUUGAACCCACCAUUUGCUUUGUGUACCUGUUUGCAGGCCAGAUCUGGCAGACUUCUCCAUGUACUCGUGUUUUACUGCCCUAUUCCUUUUCAAGCGCGUUGUUUCAACUUCCAUCAUUGCCUUGUUUACUUACUUCUGGUCCUGUCCUAUAUAGAUGUUUAUUUUCAUCCUGUGUGAAACAUGUAGGCGCGCACUUGUGUGCACGUCUUCGUGUUAACUUCUUCAAAACUGUCGUGUUGUUUCCCUGAACUUUGGCAAAAUUGACAAAAUUUGAUGCCCUUUCGGAUUUUGCGGCUAACCAUUGUUUGUCAGGCUUAACACCGCAUCAGUGCCAUACACGUGACUUAAAACAAUUCAGAACAUUUAAAAUGAAAUUAGUGGUUUUUACUUUAUGUGGAAAAAGUUUAACCGUUAAAGCCCAACCAUUAAGUCAUCCCGGCAAAAGUAAUCCCCGAUCAACUAACUGCGAUGAAACCCUUAAGCCUAUAAUAUUUUGCAACGUGGAAACAAAAUAAGAUGAUUUUGUGAAUAAGAAUGUCAAAGUAACAUACGUGACUUUGUUAAUUACACUUGCUAUUUCAGGCCGAAAAUGAAACAGGCUGGAUGGAAGACGAUACCGACGGAGGCAUUGUAAUCAAGGUUGAAGGGAAAGUCGUGGCUAAAGUGCCUUCCGCCAAGAAAGGGGACACACACUGGAGAUGGGUUAAGGAUGUUUUUGAAAAACGAAGACGCACAUCCCUUCAAGAAGUUAUAACAGAUUGGCCCACGCUACAAAUCUUGGACAGAGACAUGCUCAAGAGUAGUGAAAAAGUGGCGUCAAGGAGGCAGUCUCUUGCUGAGCUUAUCCCAGAUUGGCCCGUCCUUCAUCACUUUCAGAAGACGGAGGUUGGACUACUAAUGUCGCACGUCUCCUUCCAUUCUUCACUUUGAUCUGUCUUCUGUAUGCUUGUGUGUAUUCUUAAACUAUACUUUCCUGUGUAUCAUUAUUCUGUGCUCUUGUUCGUCUUCUCUUUCUAUUCUCCAGGAUUUGUCUUAAUUUUGUUGGUGUACAAUUGGCGUCCGGAAUGGUUUCUUUCCAGUUCUAUCUUUAUAAAUGUCCCUGCUUAACUGUGAUGUAAAUAGUUUUUGUGAACAAUAGCUGUGAGUCAUUUUAUUGUCUUUGCAUGUAACUUUGGCACUGUCAUGUGUACAAAGUUCUUUAGGGCACCCUUACACUUUCUGUAACUUUACCCUCCAUUUGAUUCAUAAACUGUGAUGUUGUACCUUCCUGUAACAUCCGUCUUUCUUCAAUGUUCUCCUUUUGCAUUACCAUAUAUAUCUUUAUAUAUGGUAUAUGAAACCUGGUUAUUUCAGAAUUGGUAACAUCCACAGUUAAAAAACUUUCAUUAUUAAAGAAAAUUUACCUUUUCUUGUAAAAAUGUUUACUUGUUUACCUUCGCAUGGCAAUUUAUAUUGAUAUCCGUGGGCUCCGGCGCACUGAGUAAAAUAUUACCAUGAUUUUGAGUCAUCUUGCAUGUCUUUACCUUUGUAGUUAAAUUUAUAUUUUUAAUUCCCCAAUAAAUAUUUUUUCUGAAACAAGAAAGCAUAUUAUAUACUUCUCUUUAGAGUGAGAUCAUAUUAUUUGAC